Molecule: messenger RNA, 2667 nt
Organism: Liolophura sinensis
Lineage: Eukaryota; Metazoa; Mollusca; Polyplacophora; Chitonida; Chitonidae
Product: solute carrier family 23 member 1-like
Exons: 16
Coding region: 1-2667 (888 amino acids)
Biological process (GO): transmembrane transport
Cellular component (GO): membrane
Molecular function (GO): transmembrane transporter activity
Source: RefSeq, a predicted model, not a curated record
AUGGUGAAUCCCGAACAUCUUACCGAGGCUACCAAUGAUGCGGAGGACAAGGAGAACGCCACGACAGCAUUGCAAGGACCUAACGAAGCUAUACCCAUUGAAGAUCGGUCCAGAGCCAGAAACAGGAAAAGUGAUUUAAUUUACGGUAUACAGCAUGCACCACCCAUUUACCUCUGUGUCAUUCUUGGGCUUCAGGACAUUCUCUGGACGGCACGCCUGGCUCAGGCAUCAGCGAACCCAUGCCCUGCGGGGAGUGGCAGUGAAGCUCACGAGCUACACGUGCGCCAGGUUGUUUACCCGACGAGCGAACUUGGUCCGGCACCAACAGACGCACGGGCAAAAGAACGAACCUACCCAUGUGUAAAACACGCUGAAGCAGCAGCGACGACAACAACCAGCACUCCAGCCCCGACUUCACCAGUCUUACCAGCAGACACACUGCCUCCCCGCAGCAGCAACAACAGCGACGACACCCCCAACACCGCCCCCGGUCACACCCGCACCACGGAACGAAGGCAGCUCGAGCAGCGGGGUCGUAGCAAGUCCAGAGAAGGACGAGUGGAAGAAGAAGAAAAAUUGGAAGAUUCGACGACUCGUCUGGCCGAAAAAUGGCUACACUGGCAGUCGCACCAGCUUGGGGUACCCAUCCGCCACCGGCUCAACCACACGGAGAAACGUAUCGGUGAUAGUCAACUCACGGUAGACGGGUUGCCCACAUCGACGGCCGUCCCACCGUCUUCCAGUUCCACGGCUGCUAUUACCACUACCAUGGGUAUCACCAGAAUCACCCACGCCAAGAACGAGGUUUAUACACGCCCACCUAGAAAACUUUGGUGCGUAGAGGCCGACCCAAGCGUACAUGAGAGAACGUUGAUGCAGCAAGGGCUGGACCCCGCUGUAAGCCGCUGGGCUGUCGGGCUCAUAGUACAACGCAUAGAGAGUCAAGGGCGCUGCCUGCGAGAGUGCUCUGACCUCGCCUCCUCCGCCGCCGCCACUGCUGCUGUCGAGGAUGCUGGCGGCCGACGUUUUUCUGCUCUGUCAUUCCAGCAACUGCUGAUGGCUCUGGCUGGGGCUCUUUCAUUGUCCAUGACCCUCGCUGAGGUGAUUUGCGCACGCGUGUCUGACAACAUCCGCUCUACCAUCUUUUCCUCCACGCUAUUCAUGUGUGGGUUGUGCACCAUCUUGCAGUCAGCAAUAGGCGUCAGACUGCCAAUAUUCCAGGGUGCCUCUAACAGUUUCCUCCUGCCUUUGCUGGCGCUGAGAUCUGUUCCCAGCUGGCAGUGCGCCGUGGUGAGGAGUCCGGUUUCAGGUUUUAAUUCAUCUUUUCAUAAUGUAUCGUCAAAUGAAAUGUCCGAUGAUACAGUUCACGAGACAGCAAUGUUGUGGAAACUCCGACAACUACAGGGCAGUUUGGUGGUGACCUCCUUUCUACAGUUCCUGCUCGGCAUCACCGGGACUCUCGGCUUCCUGAUGAGAUUCAUCGGUCCUAUCACAGUCGUACCUACCAUAUCCCUCAUAGGACUGUCCCUGUUUAAAGUGGUCCUUCUAUACGCCCCAACCCAGUGGGGUAUCACAAUACUAACUAUCGGAUUGAUCAUAGUAUUCACCAUUUUCAUGAAGGAGAUCCACGUCCCUCUGCCGUCCUACACCAGACAGACAGGCUGUACAAUGACACGUUUCCCGCUAUUUAAGGUGUUUCCGAUAAUCCUCAGCGUUAUGAUUGUCUGGUUUUUGUGUUACGUUCUCACAAUGACCAACGUUUUCCCACCAGAUAAACUUCACCCUAGCUAUUUCGCCAGGACUGAUGUUAGAAAACAACUCCUGCGGACUUCACCCUGGGUGUACUUCCCAUAUCCAGGACAGUAUGGUACCCCGUCCUUCAACGCAGGAGCGUUCAUCGGAAUGAUAGCGGCAACUAUAGCGUCCACGCUGGAAUCAAUAGGAGAUUACUACGCAUGUGCGAAAGUUUGUUACGUACCUCCUCCCCCAAAACACGCGAUAAACCGCGGGAUAGCCUUAGAGGGGUUCGGCUCGAUGAUUUCCGGUCUGCUUGGCACAGCUCAUGGUACAACUUCGUACAGUGGAAACAUAGGAGCCAUUGGUAUAACAAAAGUGGCAAGUCGCCGAGUGUUUUAUGUGGCCGGAGUGUUGACCAUCAUCUUGUCCAUCAUCGGGAAAGUCGCCGCUGUUCUGGUCAGCAUACCACAUCCUAUACUCGGCGGCGUACAGUCAGUCAUCUUCGGUAUCUUGGCAGCCAUCGGUCUGUCUGGCCUUCAGUUUGUCGAUUUGUCUUCGUCUCGUAAUCUUAUCAUUGUUGGCAUAUCCAUGUUCCUGGGCUUACUGUUACCAGAAUGGAUAUCCAGAUCACCGAGAGCUAUCAACUCAGGUAACGCUCAGUUUGAUCAAGUUCUGACUGUGUUCCUAGGAACACCGAUGUUCAUAGGCGGUGUAAUUGCCUUAAUUCUGGAUAACGUUGCUCCAGGUACGAUAGAGGAGCGAGGUCUUCACGCCUGGCAGACUGUGUCAGAAGAUUCCGCUAGAUUCAUCACUGUCUAUGAUCUCCCCAUGUGGAUAACAAAUGUAGUUAACAGGUUUAAAGUUUCUAGAUAUUUGCCAUUCUUGCCUGUCCAGAGGUCUCCUGAGCAAAAUAAAGACUAUAAUGAAUGA